AUGGAUGCCAAGGAAAUUGAGCUGCGCGGCAAGGCCAUUGGCAAGGCUGUGCAAGAGAACGAGCCCAGCGCCUCGGUCAUCAAACUGUUAAACGACCUGAAGACGGGCGUCCACGCUACCGAAGACAUUCUGCGAUCCACCCGAAUCGGCGUGACUAUCAACCGCCUGCGAACUCACAAGGACCCCGCCGUACAGAAGCUCGCAACAGAACUGGUCUCGAAGUGGAGGGAUGAGGUCAAGAAGCAACCUAAGAAGGGCGCGCCAGCGAAGGUCGCCUCUGCAACAAAUGGCAGCGCCUCGCCCGCGCCGGCAUCGUCUGCGGCAGCUUCACCUGCGCCCACUCAGAGUAAAGCAAAACACAACGUAGAUCCCGCGAAGCGCAGCCACAAGACAGAUAAGAUCAACUAUGAGGUCACUGGAGACGAUGCGCGAGACAUGUCGGUGCGCUUGAUGUACGAUGGUCUGGCGCAUAUGAGCACCGAACUGCCGGACAUGAUCCUCCCAAUCGCAAAGCAAAUCGAAGCCGCCGCCUACGCAAACGCCGGUAGCGUGAACGAAGCCUACAAAGGGAAAAUGCGCUCUCUCUUCCAAAACCUCAAGGCCAAAUCCAACCCCGCUCUAAGAAAACGUGUGUUAUCCGGCGAAGUCGCGCCGAAGAAAUUCGUAGUCAUGACACACGACGAGAUGAAGUCCGACGAGCGCCGCCUGGAAGACGAAAAACUCGAGAAGGAGAACAUGAACCAGGCCAUGGUCGCCCAGGUCGAGAAGAGUAUCUCCAAGGAGUUCCAGUGCGGAAAAUGCAAGCAGAAGAUGGUUUCGUACAGCCAGGCGCAGACGAGGAGUGCUGAUGAACCAAUGACGACGUUCUGCGAGUGCAUGAAUUGCGGAAACAGGUGGAAGUUCUCUUAG
This is a messenger RNA of Didymella exigua CBS 183.55, 909 nucleotides long. Its product is annotated as transcription elongation factor. The transcript has 2 exons. Gene Ontology annotation, biological process: transcription elongation by RNA polymerase I; transcription elongation by RNA polymerase II; DNA-templated transcription. Gene Ontology annotation, molecular function: RNA polymerase II transcription regulatory region sequence-specific DNA binding; zinc ion binding. The record is from RefSeq and is a predicted model, not a curated record. Lineage: Eukaryota; Fungi; Ascomycota; Dothideomycetes; Pleosporales; Didymellaceae. Bases 1 to 909 code for a protein of 302 amino acids. Gene Ontology annotation, cellular component: nucleus.